ACCAAAUCCAUCUUCCAUACAAUAUUGAAACCAUAAUCAUGACGGACACUUUCCAUGCUAUGCUAGUUCUAGUGGCUGUAUUGUUCUUUGGAGUUGCAGAGUUCUGUUCCGGUAGGAACAUGAGCUUCAGCUGCAUAGAGGGGGAGAGAGAAGCCCUCUUGAAGUUCAAACUUUGUUUCGAUGAUUUAUCUGAUAUGUUGUCUUCUUGGAAAGGCAAUGACUGUUGUGAAUGGAGAGGAGUAGGCUGUGACAAGAAUAGCCAUCAUGUUGUCACCCUUCAACUCAGGGGAUCAAUAUUUGAUGAACCUUCAUUGUACUUGAUUGACAAUGUUGAGGAGGUUGUUUCGAGUUUGCUUAAGCUGAAAUACUUGGAACACGUGGACUUGAGCGGAAACUACUUCAACGAAAGCCUUAUUCCACAGUCCUUUGGUUUAAUGAAGCAGUUGAGGUACCUAAACCUCUCUAAUGCUUAUUUUAAAGGAAGAAUUCCUGGUGAACUUGGAAAUCUUACGAGGCUUCAUGUUCUUGAUCUUGCUAACUAUUAUGAUGGAGAAUUGAAGGUUGAUGACGACAUUUGGUGGAUAUCUCGUCUCUCCUCUCUCCAACAACUUGAUAUGAGUGGAACAAAUCUAAGUCAUGUCUCAUCAAACUUGUUCCAGUACUUAGAUCUUUCAUGGAACUUUUUCCAAGGUCCAAUACCUAUAUUUUUCCAUAACAUGACUUCCUUGAUAUCUCUUUAUCUUGAUUACAAUCAAUUAAAUGGGAGCAUUCUAGAUAGCAUUGGACAACUUUCUAAGUUAGAGUUGAUCGAUCUUUCUAAUAGUCAAUUGAAUGGGAGUAUUCCAAAUAACAUCGAGCAACUUUCUAAGUUAGAGUGGAUAGAUCUUUCUCGUAAUCAAUUAAGUGGGAGUAUUCCAAAUAGCAUCAGGCAACUUUCUAAGUUAAGGGGCAUAGAUCUUUCUUUUAAUCAAUUGAUUGGGAGUAUUCCAGAUAGCAUUGGGCAGCUUUCUAAGUUAAGGAGCAUAGAUCUUUCUUUUAAUCAAUUGAUUGGGAGUAUUCCAGAUAGCAUUGGGCAGCUUUCUAAGUUAAGGAGCAUAGAUCUUUUUUACAAUCAAUUGAAUGGGAGUAUUCCAGAUAGCAUCGGACAACUUUCUAAGUUAAGGAGCAUAGAUCUUUCUGUCAAUCAAUUGAGUGGGAGUAUUCCAGAUAGCAUUGGACAACUUUCCAAGUUAAGGAGCAUAUAUCUUUCUACCAAUCAAUUGAAUGAGAGUAUUCCAGAUAGCAUUGGGCAACUUUCUAAUUUAAGGGUCAUAGAUCUUUCUAUUAAUCAAUUGAUUGGGAGUGUUCCAGAUAGCAUUGGGCAACUUUCUAAGUUAGAGAUAAUAUAUCUUUCUAGUAAUCAAUUUGGAACAGGAUUUCCUAAAUGGCUUCUAUUGCAAAUGACAACAAUCAUGCUUGAUCUCUCUAAUGCUAGCAUUUCAGGUCCUCUUCCAGAAAACAUCAAUCAUAUGAUGCCAAUGUUGAAGGGAUUAUAUCUUGCAAAUAACCUCAUGAACGGUUCAAUUCCAAAGUCUUUAUGCAAUUCAAAAUCUUUGAGAUUUCUUGAUCUCUCAAACAAUAUGUUUUCCGGAAGUAUUCCUAAUUGUUGGAGAAAUGAUCAAUCAAUCAAUUUUAUUGAUCUAUCUUCUAACAAUUUCUCGGGUUUAUUUCCAAGCACGAUAAGGCGGCUUUCUUCUUUAUUUGUCCUACACUUGAACAACAAUAGUCUUCAUGGGGAACUACAUAUGGCCUUGAAAAACUUCACUUCUUUAGUGGUUUUGGAUUUGGGUGAAAAUAAGUUUUCUGGAAAUUUAACAAGCAUUGUAAGGGGCAAGAUCGGCAACCACUCUUUAAAAAUUCUUCGACUACGAAAAAAUUUGGUUUCCAGUUAUAUUCCUUUGGAAUUGUGCUCUCUCUCUCAAUUGCAAAUUCUGGAUCUUGCAGAAAACAAUCUAACAGGAAGGAUUCCUCCUUGUUUUGGAAAGUUUCCAGUUAUGGUGAAUGCAACACAAUUGAUCAACAGCAUGAGUGAUAGUUAUUGGUCUUGGGCACAUUUGAUGGAGGUUGUGAAAGGGAGAUACCUUAAGUAUACAAGAAAAACCCUGGGACUUGAGAGUAGUAUAGAUCUUUCGAGUAACAAUCUAAUAGGAUACAUACCAGAAGAGCUAAUUUUCCUUAAAGAUUUGCACAAUUUGAAUCUGUCUUGGAAUCAUCUCUCAGGAAAGAUCCCUGAGAAAAUUGGACAAAUGGAGAAUUUGGAAUCUCUCGAUUUCUCUAAAAAUGAACUCUCAGGAACAAUCCCAAAGAGUAUGUCAGGUUUAACCAAGUUAAGCCACCUCAACUUGUCCUACAACAACUUGUUAGGGUCAAUUCCAACAGGCUAUCAGCUCCAAACACUUGAAGAUCCAACCAUUUACACUGGCAAUCCUCAACUUUGUGGAGCUCCACUCUUGAAGAGAUGCUCAAAUGGUUUGCUGCCUCCUCCAACUGACAACUUCAAGGACAACAAUAAAGAUACACUUAAAAAAAUGUGGUUUUACAUUGUUGUGUUGUCAGGCUUUGCAAUUGGAUUCUGGGGAGUUGUGGGAACUUUGAUUUUUGUGAAAAGGUGGAGAUAUGCUUAUUUUCAACGGGUGGAUGAUGUUAAACAUUGGAUCCUUGUGGUUAUAACAUUGACGGUGGUGCGAGUCAAGAAGAUGUUCAAUGGCAACCUAGAUGAUCAAUGAGUUAUAUAUGAAGUAUAUUGUUGUUGCUAUAUUUAUUAUUAAACUAGUUUGACAACCCUAUGUUGCAGGGCAUGGUGUUAGGUCCAACUUUGAAUGGCCAAACAUGGAACAGGCUAACUUUAAAUAAACACAUAAGUAUUAGGUUUUGUAAAGUUUUCAAUAAUAUAACACAGGUUGCAGU
This is a messenger RNA of Rubroshorea leprosula, 2946 nucleotides long. The record is from the annotation of a GenBank genome assembly. NCBI's taxonomy places the organism in Eukaryota, Viridiplantae, Streptophyta, Magnoliopsida, Malvales, Dipterocarpaceae.